UCCGAUCCUCAGCUCCCUUCUCCCUCUGUUCUUCCAUUGGAAUACUCACACCUAUACAUACACCACAAUACACCACCAAAUAUAUAUAUAUUCCUUCAUCAUCAAACUUCUUCUUCCUCCUCUUCUCUUCUUCUCCCCAAUCCUUCCUCUCCACCGCUCUGGUCGUCAUCUUCAGCUAGCACCAAGCAAUGCCCGCGCAGAAGCGUCAAACCUCGGAGAAUGCGGACGGCGAGCGCCAGCCUCCAGCGAAGCAGUCCCGGCGCGAGCCGGAGGAUGCCGAAGAGGAAGCUAAGGAGGAGGAGGAGGACGAGGAGGAGGAAGACGACGACGAUGGCGCAGGUGAGGAGGAGAAGCGCGAGCCGGGGGAAGGCGGAGAAGAUUCCGACGGGAGCACCUCCUCUAUCCUCGAGGAAAAAUCUGAAUAUGUUUUGGUAAAAUUAUCUGAUGUUCGUAAAGAUGUACAGUGUCCAAUUUGCCUGGGUAUUAUCCGGAAAACGAGAACUGUUAUGGAAUGCCUGCAUCGGUUUUGCAGGGAAUGCAUUGACAAAUCUAUGCGAAUGGGGAAUAAUGAGUGUCCAGCUUGCCGCACUCACUGUGCUAGUCGACGAUCACUGAGAGAUGAUCCAAAUUUUGAUGCUUUAAUAGCAGCUUUGUAUCCAGAUAUUGAUAAGUAUGAGGAAGAGGAACUGGCUUUGCACGAGGAGGAGAAGAAUCGCAACAAGCAGAUACAAGCAUCCAUUGCCCAAAUCUUUCAACGACAAUCGGAAGCACUUGUCAAAAGACGCACGACGGGUAAGGAUUUAGCCAGUGGAUUUCCAACAAGAUUGCAGCGUAAUUUGAGGUCUGCUUCAUCAAGAAGACGGAGAAAUUCCCGAGGCAAUAACAAUCAGGGAUCUGAAGACAACGAGGAUGAAAAUGAAAGUAAUGGUGUAAAAGACUCGGGUUCUGCUGAUGAGCGAGGUACAGAAGUAAGGCAGAGGCGCCGGAAGAGAAGGAGAGGACCUCGUCAAAGACAGCCCUCUUCAUCAGCUGAUGGGGAGUGUGUUGAGAAUGAUGUAGAAACAGGCAAAGUUGGCAGAGGAGUUUCUCCUGGAAUUGUGUGGAACCCUGAAAUGCUUGCUUGGGGCAGGGGAGGUACAAGGAGUCACACACGUCAUGGUGGCAUUAAUGGCUCGAGCAAGAAUUCCAGAAACAACCGCUUGUCCAAGUUGGUGGAACAUCUUCGAAGUUUAGAGGAAAAUGAUGAGCUGGAUGUUCAUUUGAUGCUCAUUUCGCUGGACAAACAGAAUUCUCUGAAGCAGCCAUAUCUUUGUUGUCGCCCAAAACAUUCCAUUAAACACCUAUGUGAGUACAUUGCUCACCAAACAAGCCUGCAAGUUGAAGAAGUUGAAAUCUUGGCAGUAAAAGAGCACUCAAACUCCGUCAAGCACCAAAGCAUCCCAAAUCUUUCGGGUGAACGCCGUGUUGCCUUAGAUAUUGAUCCACAUAGCAGGGACAUGCAAAUUCUUGAAGGGGAAGAGACUUUGGGUAGAGCAAUAGCAAACCACCGAGGCACUGAGAAGUAUUUGAUUCUAGGGUAUCGGCAGAAGAAGGGUGCUGCCAUUUCUUGACGGACAUCGAACACAAAAAAAGUGUUGUGCUAGUUCCCUGUAAAUACGAAACAUGCAGAGCAGCAGUAGCUGGAGGGUUCUCGAGUCGAGCCGUUGUGAGCAAUAGAAUGUCGAAUAUGCAGUUUGACCUUUCUCCUAAAGCUGUGCCUGUGCAAGAGAUAUCCUAUGCGGGCUUCUUAUUUGGUUUUAUCAUCGGUCCCCAGGUUCACAUUCCUUGUGAAUUUUCUGCUUCACUAAUAGAAGAGUCGAUGUGAGGUGGCAGAUGACUGGUCUAAGCCACUCUACUUGUGGUGUGAUUGCUUGGAUUCGCUUACGAUUAUUAUAUAACUAAUAGUUGAUUGAUUAA
Molecule: messenger RNA, 1956 nt
Organism: Punica granatum (pomegranate)
Lineage: Eukaryota; Viridiplantae; Streptophyta; Magnoliopsida; Myrtales; Lythraceae
Source: RefSeq, a predicted model, not a curated record